Diaporthe amygdali is the source of this 879-nucleotide messenger RNA. RefSeq lists its product as uncharacterized. The coding region runs from base 1 to 879 and encodes 292 amino acids. The record is from RefSeq and is a predicted model, not a curated record. NCBI's taxonomy places the organism in Eukaryota, Fungi, Ascomycota, Sordariomycetes, Diaporthales, Diaporthaceae. The transcript has a single exon. Gene Ontology annotation, molecular function: catalytic activity.
AUGACUUCUACAACGCCGCCCACCGUUCUGUACGAGCCCUCAUCCGAGGGUAUCACCCGGAUAACCAUCAACCGACCCAAGAACCGCAAUGCAGUCAACGCCGGCACGGCCCGGCUUCUCGCGGAGUCAUUUCAAAUGUUUGACAACGACGACAAGCAAAAGGUAUGCGUCUUCACCGGCGCAGGCGGCGAGGCCUUCUGCGCGGGGUACGACCUGCACGAAGUCGCCGCCUCGUCGUCCUCGUCAUCAACCUCUAACAUUGGCGCUCAUGCAUCAUCCCGUGUGAGGCCGGUGACGACGACAAGCCCGAGAGACCCGCUGAGCGAUAUCCUUGGCCCCAUGGGCCCGUCUCGCAUGCUCACCUCCAAGCCCGUCAUAGCCGCAAUAUCCGGCCACGCCGUAGCUGGUGGACUGGAGCUGUCACUCCUGGCAGACAUGCGCGUGUGCGACACGACUGCCGUUCUAGGCGUGUUUUGCAGGCGAUUUGGAGUGCCGCUCGUCGAUGGUGGGACUGUCCGGCUGCCCAAGAUUGUCGGUCUUGGUCGGGCGCUGGACAUGAUCCUGACUGGGCGGCCUGUCGAUGCAAAGGAGGCGUUGAGUAUGGGGCUGGCAAAUCGUGUGGUCGAGAAGGGAAAGGCGGUGGAGGAGGCUACGGCGCUGGCGAGGAGCUUGUUGGCUUUUCCGCAGGAGUGCAUGAACUUGGACAGGCAGUCGGCGUACUACAGCACGUUUGAGGCGUCGAGCUUGAAGGAAGCAUUGAAGUUUGAGCACGAUACUGGCAUUGAAGUUGUUGCGAAAGAAAGUGUUCAAGGAGCAACAAGAUUCCACAAGGGGCAGGGCAGAGGGGGAUCGUUUGAGCUGGCCAAGGGAAAACUAUGA